Messenger RNA from Tachysurus fulvidraco (yellow catfish), 1246 nucleotides. RefSeq names its product phosphohistidine phosphatase 1 (gene phpt1). Gene Ontology annotation, cellular component: cytosol. The transcript is spliced from 3 exons. Gene Ontology annotation, molecular function: protein histidine phosphatase activity. Bases 86 to 451 code for a protein of 121 amino acids. NCBI's taxonomy places the organism in Eukaryota, Metazoa, Chordata, Actinopteri, Siluriformes, Bagridae. The record is from RefSeq and is a predicted model, not a curated record. Gene Ontology annotation, biological process: peptidyl-histidine dephosphorylation.
GGUAGGUGGCUCUAAUGCGAGCUGCAGGAAUGAAAGCUUUACCGGGUUUGGAACUAAGACAUUGUAUGAAAUUAGCGAGCUCAUAAUGUCCGCCGAACGACUGGCCAAGAUUCCUGAAGCUGAUAUCGACCCGAACGGCGUGUUUAAAUACGUGCUCAUACGAGUUCACAGCAAAACCGACGACUCCUACGUGGACAUAGUGCGCGGCUACGCGUGGGCCGAGUAUCACGCUGAUAUCUAUGACAAGGUUUCUGGUGAGCUGGAGAGAGCAGGCGGUGUGGACUGUGAGUGUAUCGGAGGUGGAAGGAUCAGACACGACAGCGCUGAGAAAAAGAUCCAUGUCUAUGGCUAUUCCAUGGGUUUUGGACAAGCCAAUCACGCAGUCUCUACAGAAAAACUGAAGACAAGAUACGCAGAUUAUGAGAUCACAUGGGCAAAUGAAGGCUACUGAUUCAAAGGCCAAGGACUUACCAUAGUGGUCUGGCCAUGAACAAUCCUCAGAUUGGAGAUGUUUAUAAAACAAAAGCUUGUCCUGCUCUCUGCUUGAGCAAGAUGGGAAAUCGGACACAUCAGCGUGGGACGACACAGAAGCUGAAAUCAGGGGAUUUCUCAUUAACAGCAGAUGAUAAAUGUUUACACAUUCUGUACUUUAUUAACGCUCUAUUUAUAUGUUAACCACUUAAGAACUGCCCAGUUUGUGAUUUAGAGAUUACUGAAUUUGUGAAAUUACACAACGUUAAAGGACUUAAAUAAAAUGAACUGCAAAUGAAAUGUUUCACAUCAGAAUCAGGUUUUUUGGUCAAGUGUGUUGACACACACACACACACACACAAAAGUACAGACAUAAAUAACACAAUACUGUACAAAUAGCUUGGACUAUACAAGACAAUACAGAUGACGUGAAACAAUAUAGACAGUACGAGUAUUACAUAGGAAUACAGAGUAUAUGACUAAUCAGUUAUGUACAUAAAGUGUGAAAAACAUUAAUUAUUAGUAAUCCACAAUAAUGCCAUACAGCGACAAGCUUCAUAAGGAUAAAGUGUAUGCUUUAGGAUUAUAUAGAAUUUUACUUUUGUACUCACUAUUCACUUGAAAAAAACAAAGCUGAGACAGAUGUGAUUUACUUUGUGUUUCUGUGCUUUCUGUAAAUACCUGAAAGAGAAAAUAGACAAAAUGUCUUGGAAAUUUAAGUCUAUCUCUGCUGAUAAAUUGUCUGACUAUCUAUCUAAUAAAUAAUUAUGAUGCC